Messenger RNA from Sceloporus undulatus (fence lizard), 7329 nucleotides. RefSeq names its product mucin-5AC-like. The record is from RefSeq and is a predicted model, not a curated record. Gene Ontology annotation, molecular function: protein binding. Gene Ontology annotation, cellular component: extracellular matrix. Lineage: Eukaryota; Metazoa; Chordata; Lepidosauria; Squamata; Phrynosomatidae.
AUGUGGAUGGAUGUUUAUAUGUACAUCCGUGUCAUAGAGAGGCAGCAGGCAUUUGUGGGUCAAGCAGCUUUGGCGGUUACCUUGUCCAAGGGAAAAAAGAAGACCCCCUUUUCCCCUCCAGUUGAUCGCAAUUUUGACAAUUGGCUAGAAGGUUUCACCGUUUUUAGGGCUGUGGUUUCCAUGGCCUUCCCUGUACAGGCUUGGCAGCUCGACAGCCAUUUGCUGCAUGUCCUUAAGGCCAGAGAGUUCGCCGGCAAGGCAGCAGCCAUCGCUUACGAUAUGGUGUUCUGCCAGCAUGCUUCCCAGAAUUCUAGAGAGCAAUGGGAUCACCUUCAUUCCGAAAUCUGGCUAUUGGAAGUUGGAACGCAGGUUGUGCCGCCUGCAUCUUCCACUUGCUCUGCGCCUUCUGAUAGUCCAGACCUUAUUUGCCGAGAUUUCAAUGUUGGUGUUGAGGAAGAGAAGAAAGUACAAGCCCAAUUUGAACAGAAGUCCCAGUAUGAAGAUCAACAAUCCCAGUAUGAAGACCAACAGUCCCAGUAUGAAGACCAACAAUCCCAGUAUGAGGAUCAGCAAUCCCAGUAUGAAGACCAGCAAUCCCAGCGAUCUGAUUAUGAUUACCUUUUGUCUGUGCAGCCGACACAGGACUCUCCUCAAAGCAAAGUGACCAUCAUCCCUCCAAUGAAAACAACACUAGCUGUCAAGGCUAAAAACCCUGCUCACAACGGGAGAGUGUGUAGCACAUGGGGCAACUUCCAUUUCAAGACCUUUGAUGGAGAUAUCUACAGGUUCCCUGGGCUCUGCAAUUAUGUCUUUGCAUCACAUUGCAAAUCCUCCUAUGAAGACUUCAACAUCCAAAUAAGGCGCAAUGCGGCUCAUAAUGUUACCAUCAUUGGCCACAUAAGCAUAAAGCUUGAUGGAAUGGACAUUGAACUGACCGCAAACACUAUUAUUGUUGGUGGAGAACCGGUCCAGCUGCCUUACAGUCAUUCAGGAGUCCUGAUGGAGAGAAUCUCAGGUUAUGUGAAAAUUGCUUCCAAGUUAGGCAUUGUUGUUAUAUGGAACCAAGAAGAUGGCCUUCUGUUGGAACUGGAUGAAAAAUAUAUUAAUCAGACUUGCGGUCUUUGUGGGGACUUCAAUGGAAUUUCAACAUACAAUGAGUUCAUUUCAAAUGGUGUCAAACUGAAUCCUGUGCAGUUUGGAAACUUGCAAAAGAUGGAUGGACCCACAGAACAAUGUCAGGAUCCUCUUCCUUCAACUACAAGCAACUGCAGCCGUCAAUUUAAUGCUAUCUGUGAAACCAUUUUGACUGGUGAAGCAUUCCUGGGAUGUAAUGCAUUAGUGGAAAUGAAAGAUUAUGCUGAUGCUUGCAUACAAGACUUGUGCAACUGUGAGGAAUCUGCAACUGAUGUCUGUAUUUGUGACACCUUUGCUGAAUACUCCAGACAAUGUGCUCAUGCUGGUGGACAGCCCCUUGAAUGGAGAACUGAAGAUUUGUGUGCCAAGUCCUGUCCUUUCAAUAUGGAGCACAAAGAAUGUGGAUCCCCCUGUUCUGAUUCCUGUACAAAUCCUGAACGGUCCCAGCUCUGUGAAGAUCACUGUACAGAUGGCUGCUUUUGUCCCUCAGGUACUGUGUAUGAUGACAUUAACAACUCCGGUUGCAUUCCUCUUGAGGACUGUCACUGUACUUACAAUGGGGAUACCUAUGCUCCUGGGGCUUCCUUUGCAUCCCAGUGCACUUCAUGCCAAUGUACUGGAGGCCAGUGGGCCUGUGUCAGCCAUUCCUGCCCUGGCAUGUGCUCCAUUGAAGGAGGUUCCCACAUCUCAACAUUUGAUGAGAAGCGUUAUUCCUUCUUUGGUGACUGUAGUUAUGUUCUUACUAAGCUCUGUGACAGCAACCUCUUCACUGUUCUUGGAGAAAUUCGAAAGUGUGGCUUGACAGACACUGAGACAUGCAUGAAAGGCAUAGCCAUCAGCAUUGGUGGUGGAGAGACAAUAAUUGUCAUCAAGUCUACUGGGGUUGUGUAUGUGAAUAUGAUCCUGACCCAGCUGCCCUUCUCAGCAUCCAAUGUCACCAUCUUCAGGCCUUCAUCAUUCUUCAUCAUCGUAAACACACAUUGGGGGCUCCAGUUAGAAAUCCAGCUUGUACCUAUCAUGCAGCUCUUCAUACGCUUGGACCCUGUUCACAAAGAGAAGACAUGUGGUCUCUGUGGAAACUUCAACAGUGCUCAGGCAGAUGACUUCAAAGCCAUCAGUGGAGUUGUAGAAGGAACCUCAGCUGCUUUUGCCAAUACCUGGAAAACACAGGCUGAUUGCCCCAGUGUCAAGAACAUAUUUGAAAACCCAUGCACUCUCAGCAUAGAAAAUGAAAAAUAUGCUUCACACUGGUGUGGACUGCUGACAGACAGCACAGGGCCAUUCCAGGAAUGCCACUCUGUAGUUGAUUCAGCUAUUUACCACACGAACUGUAUGUUUGACACCUGUAACUGUGAAAGGAGUGAGGACUGCAUGUGUGCUGCUCUGUCUUCCUAUGUCCGAGCCUGUGCUGCUAAGGGGGUCAAGAUAAGUGGAUGGAGAACCAGCAUCUGCACCAAAUACCAAAUAUGUCCCAAAACCAUGGCUUACCGUUAUGUAAUUGAUUCCUGCCAACCCACCUGUCGCUCUCUGAGUGAGCCUGAUGUCACCUGUAACAUUCAGUUUACUGCUGUGGAUGGAUGCACUUGUGAAGAAGGGACAUUCAUGGAUGAAAGUGGCAAAUGUGUACCUCCCACCAGUUGCCCAUGUUAUUACAAGGGGUCCCCUGUACCAUCUGGAGAAGUUGUUCGUGAAAAUGGCAUCAUGUGCACUUGCACAAAAGGAAAGCUUCAGUGCAUUGGAGAAGUGAUUCCCCAGCCAGUAUGUGAUUCCCCCAUGAUCUACUUUGACUGUGACAAUGCCACAGUAGGUGUCACUGGAGCUGAGUGUCAGAAAAGCUGCCAGACCCUUGACAUGGGAUGUUAUAGCACCCAGUGUGUGUCUGGUUGCGUAUGUCCUAAUGAACUGAUAUAUGAUGGCAAAGGUGGAUGUGUGGCUGCUGAGGAAUGUCCUUGCAUUCACAAUGAAGCCACAUACAACCCAGGGGAAACCAUCAAAGUGAAAUGUAAUACUUGUACUUGUAAGAACAGAAAAUGGGAAUGUUCCAAUGAACCUUGCCUAGAAACCUGCUCAGUCUACGGUGAUGGUCAUUAUGUCACCUUUGAUGGCAAACGCUACAGCUUCAGUGGAGACUGUGAAUAUACUCUGGUCCAGGAUCAUUGUGGCAAAAACAGUACAAAGACAGGUACUUUCCGAGUUAUUACAGAGAACAUCCCCUGUGGUACCACUGGGACUACCUGCUCAAAAGCCAUUAAAGUAUUCCUGGGGAAUUAUGAGCUAAUACUGACUGAUGGGAAAUUUGAAGUGAUACAGAGACAGCCUGGUGAUAGUGAAGUGCCAUACAAGAUCAGAUACAUGGGCAUCUACAUGGUGAUUGACACCACAGCUGGACUUGUCUUGCUAUGGGAUAAGAAAACCAGUAUCUUCAUCAAACUUAAUGCAGAAUUUAAGGGUCAGAUAUGUGGUCUCUGUGGAAACUUUGAUGGCAAUGAUGCCAAUGAUUUCACCCAGGAGCCAGUCAUGGUGGGAGAUGUUGUGGAGUUUGGUAACAGCUGGAAGGUGUCUCCCACUUCCAGGAACACCACACGACCAGGGACCCCUGUAGAUCAACAACCCAUAUCGUAUGUCAGGGCCCAGAAGCAAUGCAGCAUCAUUAACAGCACAUUUGCUCACUGCCACUCUCAGGUUGAACCUGCUCAUAUUAUGACGCCUGGUUCUGAUGCCUGCGCUUGUGACACAGGAGGAGACUGUGAAUGUUUUGUCAGCUGUAGCAGCUAUGCCCAGGCAUGCAAUGAGGCUGGUGUCGCUGUUUCUUGGAGACCUCCAUCCAUGUGCCCUCUGUUCUGUGAUUACUACAAUCCAAAAGGGGAGUGUGAGUGGCACUACCAACCCUGUGGCUCUUCUUGUCUGAAGACUUGCAGAAAUCCAGAAGGAAAAUGCAUGCAUGAGUUAAAGGGCUUGGAAGUACCCGUGAUUAUGAAUCUCAACAUUGAUUUACCAGGGUGCUAUCCAAAGUCUCCAGACCAUACGCCUAUUUUGAUGAAGAUGACAGGAUUGUGUCCCUCGGCAUCAGUGUGCGCUUUUGAGACAAAGGAAACCAUUAAACAGGAGAAAAAUGCCCUUCAGACAAAAACUUCCAUCAUGACUUCCCCACCUACGCCUGAAGGAGGAGAUAUGAGACUUCACAACAUCGGGGCGGCAGGAGCAAAAUCUGUGGCAAGCCAGUGCAUAUUCAGUGCCGUGCUGAAAAUCACCCUGCUGAGCCUUGACCGGGUGUCAGGUUGUGGAAUGUCAACUUUGGACUGGUGUGCAAGAAUGAGAUCAAACAGGGAAACAAAGCACUGUUUAAAUUAUGAGCUACGGAAAAACCCAGGUGUCCAACCGCACCAGUCCCACCCCACCACCAGUAAACCAGUUCCAACACCCACCACAACAGUCACUCCAACAACACCUAUCCCCACCGCUGACCACCAACAACAGGCUGAAACCACCACAACCUCUACUACCACAGAAACCACACCAACUACAACUAGUAAAGCCACCCCAGCUAGAACCCCAAGAGUGCGCACAACAUUGCCAACUACUACAUCCUUGCCAUCAACUAGUACAACUCACAGGACAACCACAUCUCCAUCAACACCUUGUUCACCCAUCAAAUGCCAAUGGUCCCAGUGGUUUGAUACUGACUUCCCCACAUCUGGACCCAAAGGAGGAGACAUAGAAACAUACAAUAACAUCCGGGCUGCAGGAGGCAAAAUUUGUGGCAAGCCAGUGAAUAUUCAGUGCCGGGCUGAAAACCACCCUGACCUGAGCAUUGACCAAGUGGGUCAAGUUGUUGAGUGUAAUGUCAACUCUGGACUGGUAUGCAAAAAUGAGGAUCAAACUGGAAAAUUUAAGCAAUGUUUCAACUAUGAGAUGCGAGUAUUGUGCUGUGAAGAAAAUCCAGAUUGUCCAACCCCACCAGCCCCAACCACCACCAUCACCACCACUGCCACCACCAGUAAACCAGUUCCAACACCCACCACAACAGUUACUCCAACAACACCAAAGCCAGUCAUAACAACAAUAGCUGAAACCACUGCAACUACUACUACCAAAGAAACCACAACAGCCACAACUACUAAACCCACCACCCCCACAACUCCAAGGCUGCGCACAACUUUGCCAACUACUACAUCUUUGCCAUCAACUACUACAACCCAUGAGAUAACCACAUCUCCAUCAACAGCUUGUUCACCCAUCAAAUGCCAGUGGUCUCCGUGGUUUGAUAUUGACUUCCCCACCCCUGGCCCUGAAGGAGGAGACAUAGAAACAUACAACAAUAUCCGAGCUGCAGGAGGCAAAAUCUGUGGCAAGCCAGUGAAUAUUCAAUGUAGGGCUGAAAAUCACCCUGAUCUAAGUAUUGACCAAGUGGGUCAGGUUAUGGAGUGUGAUGUCAACUUUGGACUGGUGUGCAGGAAUAGAGAUCAAACAGGGAAAACAAAGCAGUGUUUAAAUUAUGAGUUACGGGUAUUGUGUUGUGAAGAAAACCCAGAGUGUCCAACCCCUCCGGUCCCAACCACCACCACCAUAUCAACUACCAUAAAACCUACCACUCCUGUUCCAACCACCAUCACAGUACUUAGUACUACUUCUAUAACUACAGAAGCACCAACUCCCAGCUCUUUGGGAAGCAGUACAACUCGUUGUUUAUGUCAAGUUGAAGAGAAAACGUAUCAUCCUGGUGACACUAUUUACAACAAAACAGAUAGCGAUGGCUGCUUUUUUUAUGCUGUUUGUAGCCAAAAAUGUUCUAUUGAAAGGUCUAAAGGACCAUGCCCAUCAACAACACCCAAGCCAACUCCAACUGUUGUGAUCACAACUCCUUCUACCACAACUCCUAGCACAACUCCCUCUACCACAACUCAACUAAUUGGCUGUCCUGAUGCUGUUCCACACAGGGAGGUAGGCGAGACAUGGACAUCAAACUGCACCAGAUUUACUUGUGAAGGAAACAACAAAAUUGCUAUAAGCCAUGUCAAAUGUCCAAAGGUACAGGAUAUUGUGUGUGAAAAUGGAUACCCCCCUGUGAAAGUCUUCAGUGACGAUGGCUGUUGCUACCAUUAUGAAUGUGAAUGUGUUUGCAGUGGCUGGGGUGAUCCUCACUACAUCACAUUUGAUGGAACCUACUACACCUUCCUGGACAACUGUACUUAUGUAUUGGUGCAGCAGAUUACACCUAAAUAUGACCACUUUAGAGUUCUUAUUGAUAAUUACUUCUGCGAUGCGGAAGAUGGACUUUCCUGUCCUCAGUCUAUCAUUAUUUACUACAAGUCUUCAAAAGUAGUAUUAACCCGCAAAGACUUUAAUGGUGUGGAAGCCAACAAGAUCUACUUCAAUGAUAAGACUGUCAGCGCAGGUUUCCAGAAAGAUGGCAUUUAUAUUUCCACAAUUGGGAUCAAUAUGGUGGUUGAGAUUCCUGAGAUUGAGGCUACCAUCACCUUCAGUGGAUUAAUUUUCUCCAUCAAGCUUCCAUACAGCAAAUUUGGCAACAAUACUGAAGGACAAUGUGGCACCUGCACAAAUGACAGGAAAGAUGAGUGUCGUUUACCAGAUGGCCAGAUAACUGGCUGUUCCCAAAUGGCUCCCCAUUGGAGAGUUCCUGAUGACAAGAAAGACUACUGCUUGGGGCCACAACCUACUGUUGUACCUACUGAGGCUCCCAUUGACUGUCCAGCCACACCUCUUUGCAAGAUGAUUUUGAGCGAAAUCUUCUCUGAAUGCCAUGACAUCAUACCGCCUGAACCCUUCUACAAAGGUUGUAUCUUUGAUUCUUGCCACAUGAAAAAUACCUCCAUGCAGUGUUCUGGAUUAGAGAUAUAUGCUUCUCUCUGUGCCUCAAGAGAUGUCUGUGUUGACUGGAGAGCAAAGACUCAGGGUGAAUGCCCAUUCACUUGUCCUGUAGGCAAAAUAUAUAACCCAUGUGGCCCUCUCAACCCUCCCACAUGUGAAAAGAGUGCUAUUUAUCAUAAUGGCAGUGGAAUAGCUGAAGGUUGCUUCUGCCCUGAAGGAACCAAGCUCUUCAGCAGCUAUAGAGAUAUCUGUGUUUCUGACUGUGGUUGUACGGGACCAGAUGGGCUGCCCAAGUCAGUAAGUAUCAAAACUGUUAUGCUUCAUGGACAUUUGAUGGGUGAUCUCUGCAUGUUGAAUGCUUCUUGA